GAUAAUGUUCUGUCUCCGAAUGUUAAGCAAAAUCUUUCAAAAAACAAAACAAAAGUCUUCUAAAUAUAGGACAAAAACUGUUUGGUGAUGCAAAUUGAAAAAUCGUUUUGGUAUUUAUUAAUACUAACCCCCUUUGUUAUCUCCAUACUUUCCAUGCAGCCUUGGGUCUUUUCCAAGGUUUUGAUCUAAGCCAUGACUAAACCUCCUCCAUUUUCUCUCACGGCCUUUGGCUGUGUCCUAUUCUUCUUAUCCUCCUCUGUUGUUUUAGCACUCACGGACGCAGAAGCCUCGUUCAUUGCGCAGCGACAGCUCUUGACAUUACCCGAGAACGGCGAUCUUCCUGAUGAUAUUGAGUAUGAGGUCGAUCUCAAGGAGACGUUUGCCAACAAUAGGCUUAAAAGAGCUUAUAUCGCUCUCCAAGCAUGGAAAAAAGCAGUCUAUUCAGACCCGUUUAACACCACCGGAAACUGGCAUGGUCCGCACGUGUGUGGCUACACAGGCGUGUUUUGUGCACCGGCUCUUGAUGAUCCUAGCGUCGCGGUUGUGGCCGGCGUAGAUCUUAAUGGUGCAGAUAUUGCGGGACAUUUACCCGUUGAGCUUGGUUUGAUGACGGAUGUGGCCAUGUUCCAUUUGAAUUCGAACCGGUUUUGUGGUAUCAUACCCAAGAGUCUCGAUAGGUUGAAGUUAAUGUAUGAGUUCGAUGCCAGCAACAACCGUUUCGUAGGACCUUUCCCUUCGGUUGUCCUUUCGUGGCCGGCUGUUAAAUUCAUCGAUCUUAGGUUCAAUGAUUUCGAAGGUCAAGUCCCUCCUCAGCUUUUCAAGAAGGAUCUCGAUGCCAUUUUCUUGAACAACAACAGAUUCACUUCCACCAUUCCUGAGUCUCUUGGAGAAUCCUCUGCUUCCGUCGUGACCUUCGCUCACAACAAAUUCAACGGUUGUGUCCCUAAAAGUAUUGGGAACAUGAAGAAUCUCAACGAAAUCAUAUUCAAGGACAACCGUCUUGGAGGUUGUUUCCCAUCAGAGAUCGGAAAGCUAGCCAAUGUGAACGUUUUUGAUGCUAGCAUGAACUCAUUCACGGGUGUUUUACCGCAGAGCUUUGUUGGGCUUACUGGCGUCGAAGAGAUUGAUAUCUCUGGAAAUAAACUCACUGGGUUUGUGCCGGAGAAUAUCUGCAAGUUGCCUAAGUUGGUUAAUUUGACGUAUGCCUACAAUUAUUUCAAUGGACAAGGUGAUUCAUGUGUCCCAGGUAGUCAGAAGGAGAUUGCAUUGGACGAUACACGUAACUGCUUGCCAGAUAGGCCUAAACAAAGGUCGGCCAAGGAAUGUGCGGUAGUGAUUAGCCGUCCCGUUGAUUGUAGUAAGGACAAGUGUGCUGGUGGCGGUUAUAGCCCCUCUACACCAUCGAAGUCGAAGCAACCAUCACCGGUGCCAUCUCAGCCAGUACAUAACCCACAACCACCUAAAGAGUCUCCAAAACCAAAUGACCCAUCUGACCAGUCUCCUGUGAAGUUCAGGCGUAACCCACCUCCUCCACAGCCGCAUCUUCCGGUGGUUUCUCCUCCGUCUCAUAUUCAGUCUCCACCGCCUCCGGUAUAUUCUCCACCGCCACCACCAAUCCAUUCACCACCACCACCAGUACAUUCUCCUCCGCCACCAGUCCACUCACCACCACCGCCCCCACCAGUCCAUUCACCACCACCGCCGGUUCAUUCUCCACCACCACCGCCGGUUCAUUCUCCACCCCCACCGGUUCAUUCUCCACCACCACCGCCGGUUCAUUCUCCACCCCCACCGGUCUAUUCUCCACCACCACCUGUCCAUUCACCACCACCCCCAACACCAGUGUAUUCACCACCAUCACCGGUUCAGAAACCACAAGCUCCGAAAGAGUCACCACAACCAAAUGAUCCAUAUGAUCAGUCUCCAGUGAAGUUCAGACGCAGCCCGCCUCCGCCACAUCAAUCACAUCCCCCAACGGUUUCUCCUCCACUUUCAGUCCACUCACCACCAGCACCUGUCCAUUCACCACCAACAGUGUAUUCAUCUCCACAACCUCCAAAAGAGUCCCCACAACCAAAUGAUCCAUAUGAUCAAUCUCCAGUGAAGUUCCGACGCAGCCCACCUCCGCCACAUCAAUCACAUCCCCCAACGGUUUCUCCUCCAGUUCCAGUUCAUUCUCCUCCACCCCCAGUCCACUCACCACCACCACCAAUUCAUUCUCCUCCACCCCCAGUCCACUCACCACCACCACCGGUACAUUCUCCUCCACCACCAGUCCAUUCACCACCACCACCGGUAUAUUCUCCUCCACCACCACCGGUACAUUCUCCUCCACCACCAGUCCAUUCACCUCCACCACCCGUUUAUUCUCCACCACCGCCACCACCAGUCCAUUCACCACCGCCACCGGUACAUUCUCCACCGCCACCAGUCCACUCUCCUCCACCACCAGUCCAUUCACCUCCACCACCAGUCCAUUCUCCACCACCACCGGUAUAUUCUCCCCCGCCGCCUGUCCACUCUCCUCCACCACCGGUUCCCUCCCCACAGCCACAGUCGCCAACCCCAAUUCAAUCUCCACCACAAACACCGGUCAACUCUCCUCCCCCAGGAACACCGACACAGACCACAGAGGCACCACCUCCAAGUGAUGAAUUCAUCAUACCACCAUUCGUUGGUCACCAAUAUGCAUCGCCACCACCUCCAAUGUUUCCGGGCUAUUAAUAUUAGAGAGAUUUAAUUCUAUAUUAUGAAUCGCGUUGUGAGAGAGAAAAAAAAAGA
Molecule: messenger RNA, 2781 nt
Organism: Brassica napus (rape)
Lineage: Eukaryota; Viridiplantae; Streptophyta; Magnoliopsida; Brassicales; Brassicaceae
Product: pollen-specific leucine-rich repeat extensin-like protein 4
Exons: 1
Coding region: 193-2724 (843 amino acids)
Molecular function (GO): protein binding
Source: RefSeq, a predicted model, not a curated record